AUGGUGCUUUGUCGUGUCCGAUUGAACUGCGUGGAUCACUACCAGGCAUAUCCCGGACCGCUCGAUCCCCCACUAUGGGGUGACCCCUCCUUGUUGUCGCAAAGAAAUCUCCCUCAAGUUCCUGUGAUUCGCGUCUUCGGCGCAACAGAGACUGGCCAAAAGAUAUGCCUACACAUCCACGGCGCAUUCCCAUAUCUUUACAUCGAGUACACAGGCCCCAUCGAUCGCGCCUCUGUCGACGAGUACAUUGCAACCCUCCGAGUAUCCAUCGAUCAUGCCCUGGCAGUAUCAUAUAGAAGAAACACCGCAGACGCAAAAGCUAUCUUCGUCGCCCAUAUCAGCCUUGUGAAAGGUGUUCCCUUCUUUGGCUAUCAUGUCGGCUACAAAUACUUUCUCAAGAUCUACCUUCUCAAUCCAUCCAAUAUGACUCGUCUGUCCGAUUUGCUCCAUCAAGGCGCCAUUUUGAAGAAACCUUUCCAGCCAUACGAGAGCCACAUGCAGUUUCUUGCCCAAUGGAUGUGCGACUUCAACCUGUACGGCUGCAAUUAUAUCGACACAGACAAUCCCUUCUUUCGUGAUCCAGUCCCUGACGUCCACGAGCUCACCAAUCCUGAUCACGAGUGGCACGACAAGUCUAUCCCGGAUUCACAGCGUCUGAAUGUAGACCAGUUCCAACGCCAGAGCCAUUGUAGUGUCGAAAUUGACAUUCGUGUACAAGACAUUUUGAACAGAAACGAGGUCAAGGAUAGAUCAUUGCAUCAUGAUUUUGUCGAACGACUCAACCAUCUGGCACCUGAAGAAAAGUUCGUACAGUCUAUGGCUGGCUUGUGGAGAGACGAAACAAUCAGGCGCAAGAAGCGCAUGGGUAUCACAGAUCCCGGCAGCAGUCCCUUCCCGCCAGAAGUUCUCGUCUCCAUGUCGCACGAUCCCCGCAACACUGAAAAUGGCGGUUGGAUACACGAGGAGGAGUUUCGCAAGCUUGUCGAAGAGCUUGCCAAAGACGAACGAGAGAGGAUGGGUGGAAGCGCUCCAUCAUUUGAUACCUUUGUCAAGCCUCGCGAAGAAGGAUUCCCUGUUCAAACUACUCUUGAGAGUGUGGAAGAGCUCUUUCACGAAAAGUGGCAGUUCGCUUCCGCAGAUGCACCUCAACACCUCACGCAAAGACUUGCUGAAGUGGUUGGUUUCACCGAGAAUGAUCAGGGUCAUCCUGGUGAGACUGUCAAUUCGAGACGCAAGAACUUCAAAGUCAAGGAUUGUGUAUCGACUUCUCAAGUCAUGGCGGAAGCUGAGGCCGAUGAGGGAAGUGACUUGCUCAACGACCUUCCUCCUGCAUCUACACAAUUGCCAAAUAGCCAGGACAGUAGCAAAAGGAGAAUUUCACAGACUUAUCCAGUUGUGAAGAACCCGCAUGAUACUGAGUCCAUUCUGCGUCUCAGUCAAAGAGAGAAUGUACCUGGACAGAGAAAUACCACGACACCUGCGAAGUCGAGCCAGCUCAGGCAACAUGAACUCUCAUCCCCGUCCUUCGGCAAAUCAAGGUACACUGCAAAUGCUACCCCUUCAAGGCAGACCGUCAUUUCUCCUGCUGCGAGGAAGCUAGCAAGCAAUUAUUGUAAGAGUUUCGAUGAAGGCGUUAAUGGCGUUGUCAUCUUCGCUCAAGCACCGCCAAAACGAACGGACGUCUCGACAACAAUGAUCGAUCACGGGGCUCCACCAGUAAUCUAUCAAGAUGCAUACUACAGUGAUGAAGUUGAUGUACCUGAGCGAUCGAGAGAGUAUGCUGGCCAAGAAUUCAAGCUUGAAAGCAACACCGUUCCAUUUCUACCGGAAUUUGAUCCCACAGGCGAGUCUGAUGCCUCUCGAGGAGCCAAAGUUCCAAUUGUUCUCGACAAAGCCAAAGAAGAGCUUGAACAUCAGGCUCGACGGCAAGACUGUUUCCUCAAACGCUGGGAAAUCGAAGCUCGUCCUCCGUCUGUCUCGGAAGUACAGAGCUGGCUGCGCGCUAAGUGUCCGACUGUCGAACCUGCUCUGGAGGAGGACGACGGCGAGAUUGAUCAUCCUCCAUCUCAGCAAGACUUUCUGAAGCGCAGUAAACAGAUGCUUUCGCAGAUUGAAGGUCCAACCCAACGAAACAAACAUGGCUUCAAAUUUUCUCAGAGGAAGAAAUCAACAAGUGUGCAGCACGCGGUUCAAUACAUGUCUAUCAUGAGUCUUGAAGUCCAUGUCAAUUCUCGAAGUGAUCUGGCUCCUGAUCCUGAGCAUGAUGAGAUCGCAUGUAUCAUUUGGUCGUUGAAAGCAGACGAUACUGAUCUUGUUGGGAAUGCUGGACAUGACGACAAAUACGUUGGAGUCAUCGUGUUGUCUACUGAAGAAGAUCUGGCUGAACGUAUGCGAAAGUCAAUUGGCGUGGAUGUCGAGGAAGAAGACAACGAGCUGGACGUUUUGAAUCGAUUGGUUGACAUUGUUCGUGAAUAUGAUCCGGAUAUUCUCACUGGUUACGAGGUACACAACUCGUCAUGGGGCUACCUGAUUGAACGUGCUCGUCUACAGUACGAGUUCAAUUUGUGUGAAGAGCUUUCCCGUGUCAAAUCUCAGUCUCAUGGUCGCUUCGGCAAAGAUGCAGACAAAUGGGGAUUUGAGCAUACAUCGACAAUCCGCAUUACUGGUAGACACAUGAUCAACAUUUGGCGUGCUAUGAGGAGCGAACUCAACUUGCUGCAAUACACCAUGGAGAAUGUUGUGUUCCAUCUUCUUCACAAGCGCAUUCCUCACUACUCUUUCGCGGACUUGACAAGAUGGUAUAAGAGCUCAAAGCCUCGAGACCUGGCGAAAGCACUGGAUUAUUUCAUCACUCGUGUCCAACUUGACCUCGAAAUUCUUGACGCGAACGAACUAGUGCCUCGUACGUCUGAACAAGCACGAUUACUUGGUGUCGACUUCUUCAGCGUCUUUAGUCGAGGUUCGCAGUUCAAAGUCGAGUCACUCAUGUUUCGAAUUGCCAAACCCGAAUCUUUCGUCCUUGUGUCUCCUAGUCGAAAGCAGGUCGGCCAGCAAAAUGCCCUUGAAUGUUUGCCUCUUGUCAUGGAGCCUCAAAGUGCUUUUUACAACAGUCCCCUGCUUGUACUCGACUUCCAAAGUUUGUACCCGAGUGUGAUGAUUGCAUACAACUAUUGCUACUCCACAUGUCUUGGUCGCAUCACUCCAUGGCGAGGACAGAACAAGAUGGGUUUUACAGACUUCAAGCGUGAUCCUGGUCUACUUGAUCUUGUCAAAGAUAAGCUGAAUAUCUCUCCAAAUGGUAUGAUGUACGUCAAACCUGAGAUGCGCAAAUCAUUACUUGCCAAAAUGUUAGGCGAGAUUUUGGAGACUAGAGUUAUGGUCAAGUCAGGCAUGAAAGUGGAUAAAGAUGACAAGACACUGCAACAACUUCUCAACAAUAGACAACUUGCCUUGAAGUUGAUUGCCAAUGUCACUUAUGGCUACACAUCAGCGUCUUUCUCUGGUCGCAUGCCGUGUUCAGAGAUCGCAGACUCUAUCGUGCAAACUGGCAGAGAAACGCUCGAAAAAGCCAUUGCACUCAUCCACUCAGUCUCGAAAUGGGGAGCUGAAGUCGUCUACGGCGACACAGAUUCCCUCUUCGUCUACCUCAAAGGCCGCAGCCGCGAAGAAGCCUUUGUUAUUGGUGAUGAAAUCGCAAAAGCGGUAACCGACAUGAACCCACGCCCCAUCAAAUUGAAGUUCGAAAAAGUAUACCAUCCCUGUGUGUUGUUGGCUAAAAAACGCUACGUCGGCUUUAAAUACGAACACCCCUCCCAAACAGAACCAGACUUUGACGCCAAAGGCAUAGAAACAGUGCGUAGAGAUGGUACUCCUGCCGAACAAAAAAUCGAAGAAAAAGCGCUGAAACUGCUGUUUCGCACUUCUGAUUUGUCGCAAGUAAAAGCAUAUUUCCAAGCCCAGUGUCAUAAAAUCAUGACUGGCAAAUUCUCGAUUCAGGAUUUUUGCUUUGCGAGAGAGGUAAAGUUGGGCACGUAUUCGGAUAAAGGAGCUGCUCCUCCUGGUGCGCUGAUUGCUACGAAACGUAUGCUCAAAGAUGCGAGACAAGAACCGCAGUAUGGGGAACGAGUUCCUUAUGUGGUUAUCGCUGGCGGGCCAGGUGCACGCCUUUUCGAACGCUGUGUCGAACCCGAACGAUUGCUUUUCGACGAACACGCAGAACUCGAUGCCGAGUACUACAUCAGCAAAAACCUCAUCCCGCCUCUUGAACGCAUAUUCAACUUGGUAGGCGCGAAUGUGCGCGCUUGGUAUGAUGAGAUGCCUAAAGUGCAAAGGGUACGCAAUAUCGGCGCUGCAGGCAAAGGUGGUGGAAAUAAGACUAUGGAGUCGUACAUGAGCAUUUCCACCUGUGUGGUGUGUAGAGUCAAACUCUCCGCCCCAGCGCCAGGAACAAUCACCCUUCCCCUCUGCGCUAAAUGUGCAGCCACACCAUCACUGACUCUUCUUGCUCUGCGCAACAAACUCCGUGCUGCGGUGACCAAAAAGAACGAUUUGGAUACUGUAUGCAGGAGUUGUGCUGACAUACCCAACGGCGAUGAUGUCAAGUGCGACAGUAGAGAUUGUCCUGUUUUCUACAGUAGAGUCAAAGCUACCGCCAAACUCGGAGUGGAAAAGGAGAGGUUGGAGGGCGUUAUUGAGGCGAUUGAGAAAUUAGAGGAAAAGAAGGUUAGGGAGAUGUUUGAGUGGUGA
Messenger RNA from Aureobasidium melanogenum CBS 110374, 4746 nucleotides. RefSeq lists its product as uncharacterized. Gene Ontology annotation, cellular component: zeta DNA polymerase complex; nucleus. Bases 1 to 4746 code for a protein of 1581 amino acids. Gene Ontology annotation, molecular function: nucleotide binding; DNA-directed DNA polymerase activity; DNA binding. The transcript is spliced from 2 exons. The record is from RefSeq and is a predicted model, not a curated record. Gene Ontology annotation, biological process: error-prone translesion synthesis; double-strand break repair via homologous recombination. NCBI's taxonomy places the organism in Eukaryota, Fungi, Ascomycota, Dothideomycetes, Dothideales, Saccotheciaceae.